GAUGAAGUAGCAAAGCAGCCAGAUCGCGGCACAGACUCCAUUAGUUCGCACAUUAGUAUGAGUUAGUCGAAUUAUUUAAUUAAAUAAAGUAAUUCAAUAAGAGGGCGAAUUAAUAACAAUUAUUCGGUUUGGCCGUGUUCGAUCUGCCGGUGGACGCUCGGGGAUUUGAUACUAAACAAAUGUGACAGUGUUUACGGAAUAUUUGAGUAAAUUCGAUUUUUAUAUCGUUUCGUGCCAAAACUGCUAAAAUGGAGCAAAACAAAGAUAUUACGAACACUCGACAGCCUAUAACGAAGAACUACGAUCAGAAGUCCCAGAACGUUGCCAAUUACAAUGUAAGUCCAGGAAAUUAUCCAGAAACCAACCACAAUCUCUUUCAAAUGAUAAAAUGUCAUGAAGACAGUCUUUUACGCCUGCACCAUUUAACAGCAGGCCGUCAGAUCAACGGUAAUUACGACACAAGUUACCAGAAUGAUAUUACUUGGUACCCAAAAGACCUCCAAAGACCCUACAUCAAACCUGUUGACUACCUCGCAUACGAAGACAUGAGAAGAAAGUACGAAGACAAGGGUGGGAAAGAGAGAGAGAAUCAAAAAGAGUCUGAGGAAGAAAGAGACAUAAAGUCUGAUGAUCGCAAAAAGCCUAGAAGGAAUAGAACCACGUUCACAAGUCAGCAGCUCGCUGCUCUUGAGAAGGUGUUUGAAAAGACUCAUUAUCCAGAUGCGUUUGUUAGAGAAGAUCUCGCUGCGAGGGUCAACCUGACUGAAGCCAGAGUACAGGUAUGGUUCCAAAACCGUCGAGCGAAAUUCAGAAGAAAUGAGCGAUCGGCUUUGUCAACUCACAGAAGUUCAACAAGCCAAAAUUCACCGGAGCCUAUUGCUGUGCCCAUCGGUAUACCCCACCAAGAUCCGAGACAAGACUAUGCGCGCAACUCUAAAGAACCUUGGCUCCAUCAUUUUCAAGCCAACAAUCUUAACUUAAACCUUGGACUUCCUAUUACCAAUACAGGAUUAUAUCAAAAUGAUUAUUCUCUCAUGAUGCAGAAUGUAAGCAAUAGGCAGUACGUUCAAAAUACAAAUAGUCUUAUAGGACAAAGUGUGGUAGGCUAUGGGAGCACUACGGAUAAUGGCUACAGUUCCUGCAGUUUGAUUGGCGGCUACAGCGGAUCUUUACAGCCGGCUCAUCAUAGCUCGUAUAAUUUAAAUUUACGCUUAAGGCCACACGAUUUUAGCAUAAAUAAUAUAACUUUAUGAAAACAUUCCUAAAGUUAUUAUAAAUUAAAGUGAUUUAUGAAUUAAGUCCUAAAAAUUAUGUACU
Molecule: messenger RNA, 1317 nt
Organism: Spodoptera litura
Lineage: Eukaryota; Metazoa; Arthropoda; Insecta; Lepidoptera; Noctuidae
Biological process (GO): regulation of DNA-templated transcription
Molecular function (GO): DNA binding; DNA-binding transcription factor activity, RNA polymerase II-specific
Source: RefSeq, a predicted model, not a curated record